Toxoplasma gondii ME49 is the source of this 8543-nucleotide messenger RNA. RefSeq names its product BRCA1 C Terminus (BRCT) domain-containing protein. Bases 352 to 6483 code for a protein of 2043 amino acids. Gene Ontology annotation, biological process: error-free translesion synthesis; error-prone translesion synthesis. Gene Ontology annotation, molecular function: deoxycytidyl transferase activity; DNA-directed DNA polymerase activity; damaged DNA binding. The transcript is spliced from 8 exons. The record is from RefSeq and is a predicted model, not a curated record. Gene Ontology annotation, cellular component: nucleus. Lineage: Eukaryota; Apicomplexa; Conoidasida; Eucoccidiorida; Sarcocystidae.
UGGUGAGUGAAAAAUGAUUUUUAGCGAGGAGAAGGGCUGCCAACACCGUUCCUGGCGACACGAGACAGCAACCGCCAGCAGACCACGCGACUUUUCGAGCGAUGCAGCAGAGCAUUUCUUGUCGGUUGCCUUUCACUUUCCUGGAAAAUGUCAUGUUUUUUGUUCAUUUACAUUCCUUUCAGAGCACCUUCGCCAUCCCGCGGCUCCGUGCACCUUCUUUCCCGCUGAGACUCCGCGUCUGCCGUCUCUCGUGUUUGCCGGCGCGUCUCGAUUCUCUUUUAGCGGUUGCGUGUGUUUGUUCCACUGAGAAAAGUUUUCUGACGAUGGCUUUGAGUUCGACUCUCCAGAAACAUGGGGCGCGGCCACGGCUUCUUCGGAGGCGGAAAGUGGAACUCCUACGGGGAGUAUUUCCGGCACAAGAGCGAAAAGAUGCAUCAACAGUUGCACAACUCUCUGCGACAGCACCGCCAGCUGUCAGGCGAAGAAAAGGCAACUUCUUCCGGUGACUCAGAGCCCGCGACUCGCGGAAGAAGAGCCAGAGAAAAGGCACAGGUGUCUGGCUCGGAGAGCCCGCGCAAACGCAGGAAAGGCGACCGAGUCGCCGACGGCGGGUCUUGCCCGACUUCUGUCUGGACUGCUCGCGUCUCCCCAAUGUCGUCCUGUGUGCAGCCUCCUCCUCGCGAGGCUUCCUCCUCGAUUUCUUCCGCUGAAAGAACGGAAGGAACCUCCUUGGCCGCGUCCUCUCCGGCGUUCAUUCCCGGUCUUCACUCCUCGUCCUCAACCACCUCGUCUUCCGGUGGACAAACAGCGUACGAGGAGAGCCGGUACGCGCGGCGGGUUCGCGAGUUGCUUCUGAACGAGAACGACGCGAGCAAACUCGUCAAUCCGUGCCUUUUCAAGAACUGCGUCUUCUACGUCGACGGUGACACUCUCGGAAUGGACGACAUUUGCUUCAAGAAACUUUUGCUGCUCUUCGGAGGACGCAUAUGCAUGCUCUUCGGCAAGGGAUGCACGCACAUCAUUGCAGAGACAGUCGCGAUGGGCAACCAGAGGUGGCGACACUUGCGAGAGCAAGGAGGCGAAGGCAAAAAGUACGUUGUCGUGACGGUGAAGUGGGUCUUCGACUGUAUAGACAGAGGCAAGCUUCUCCCGGCCUCCAAUUUUCGACCGCAGGAGCUGCAGACGCGGCAGCGCUACGCCAGCAACUCCAUUGCGUCCUUCUACGCGUCUCACCACGCAGACAGCGGAGGGAGGAGAAUCUGGGGAAAGGGAGGUGUCUCCGCCUCUGCCGAGAAAGACGCAGACGCUCGCGAAUGCGUGCAGGUUGCAGCGAGGGACAGAAGCGACGAUGCAGAAGAAGAGGAAGCAAAUCGAGGAGAAGAAAGAGAGCAGGAGGCAGUGGAACGCAUCGAAGGCGAAGACACCUUCGAGGCGCCCGACUCCAUUGUCUGCAUAGAUGACGACGAGGACGAGACGGAACUGAGAGGAAGUGGAGACGGACGACAGACAGAAGACAAGGAAGGCAGACAGCGAGCAGAAGAAAGCGAGAAAGAAAAAGAUCAAGGUACCGCGGAACACGGGCCUGAAGGACGGCAGACGACGGGAGCGUCUCCGUGGCUGCCUUCGACCUUGCGUGACGCCAGCGCGGCUGCUACUCCUUCCGCUUUCUCUGACGCUUUCCGAUACACAUAUUCUUCUUCGACGCAGCUUGCCUCGCCUUCCUCCUCUUCUCUGACAGAGAAAGCGGCUGAGCCGAGUUUGCUGGCAGGCGCCGCGUCGCUUUCUUGUUGUUUGUCGUCUGUCUCGCGCCGUCCGGCUGGUGAGGGAUUUCGCUCUCCUUUGUCUGCUUCGACUUGUUCUUUUUCUCCCUCUCGUGUGUCAUUCGAGACGCCUUCGCCGUCAAAGCCUCCCUCGCCAGAGAGCUCCAUGCGCCUUGCCAGGACAGGUGACAGGGACGAGACCCCUGCGUCUCCUCUUCCGUCUCGCUCUCGAUCGCGGACAGACAGAUCCGUCGCUGGCGCCACGAGUCCUUGGCCAUCGCGGAUUCUGCGACCUCAGCACCCGUCGUUUGUUUCAUCUUUCUUCGAAAACUCGCGUCUCCACUUCAUCGGGAGAUGGAGAACGCGAUGCAUGAACACCCUGGCCACCAUCUUGAGCAAGGAAUGUGACGGCCGGGGAGAUAGCGACUCUCGCCCUGCGGCCGUGUCUCCUUCUUCUCGUUCUUCGAUCCCGUUCUCGUCGCUCCGACUCGAGGACCGCACAGCGCGUCCAGGCCUGCUCUUGCCCUUUGCGUUGCCUCUUCUCUGCACCCCUCCGGGGAACCUGGACGUUGCAGUCUCUGCCGAGGCAGCCGCGGCCGUCCCGGUGCCUCCAGGCUCUUCUUCCUCUUUUUCUUCUUCUCGUGUGUUUUCUGGAGGCCUGCUGGAGAGACUGUUUCUCGCGCAGAGGCGGGCAAGGAGCAGCCUCGGCGCGGGUGAGCAGACGAAGAUCCAGGAGGGAGAGCCGACAUGUCCUGGGGGAGAUGACGCAGAGGCGGAGGGAGAAGACGAGAAAAGAAAAGAGAAUGGAGUGACUCUGCGAGGGAGAAUCCGUGGGCAGACGAGAGAAGAAAAGGUGCCGGAAAAAGAAAGCGAAAUGCCUCUGCGGUGGAUCCUCCACGUGGACUUUGACGCCUUCUUCGUCGCUGUCGCUCUGAAGAAGAGACCUCACUUGAAGAACUUUCCAGUGGCUGUGGCGCACAGUCGAGGGUCGGGUGGAAAGGCAGCGUCUUCCACGAGCGAAGUUGCGAGCUGUAACUACACCGCGCGAGCUAGCGGCGUGUACAAAGGCCAGUGGCUCGGGGAAGCCAAGGAACGGUGUCCAGGCCUCAUUACCUUGCCAUAUGACUUUGACGGAAUAGAAGAAGCAAGCGAAGGUCUGUUCGCAUGCGUGCUGCAGCUCUCCCGGCGGAUCUUGCCUGUUUCCUGCGAUGAGACAUAUGUACAGCUUCUUCUCGCUCCAAGGAACGGUGAGAGCAACGAGGAGACAGAAGGCCUUGCGGACGGAAGUGAGUCCGGAGAAGCAGAGAAAGCGAUUCUCGACGCAUGCGUCGAACUGCGCCAACGCAUCUUCGAGAGAACAGGGUGCUGGGUCUCCAUCGGGGCUGGACCGAACUUGCUUGCAGCCAAACUCGCUGGCCUUCAAGCGAAGCCUAAAGCUUCUUCUUCUUCCUCCUCCUCUUCUUCUCUCUCUCGGGAUGGUGUGUGUGUGAUUCGGCCUCGGGAGAGUUUCCUGUGGGCCUUCAUGGACCAAGUUCCUCUUCGCAAGCUGCCAGGCGUCGGGAGCAUGUUGGGAGAGAAAGUGGAGAAGGCAGGACGCCUGAGGCUGUGCGGGCAAGUGAUGAAGGAGGGGAUCCGCAGUUUGCGCGUGCUUCAGAAUCUCCUCGGAAGGAAGCGCGGCGCCAUGAUCUGGUGGAUGGCACAUGGCUGCGACCCUCGUCCACUUCCCCCUUUCUCUCCCUCACUCCUCACUCACUCUGCAUCUCCUUUGUCCUCUCUUUUCCACUCUUCUUCUUCUUCUUCUUCGUCUUCGUCUUCGUCUUCGUCUUCGUCUUCGUCUUCUUCUUCGUCUUCUUCUUCUUCGUCUUCGUCUUCUUCUUCUCACAAUCUGCGUGUGUCGCCUUCGGAGACAGGUGGAUGUCCCAGCACUCUGCCUGAGCCUUCCUCCUCCGACUGGGCCAUCGAAGAUCGGAAGUCGCCCACGGUCGAGGGGGCAGACUUUCUCGCUGCGGAGACUUGCAGUGAUCUUUGCUUCUUUUCUUCCUUCCACCCUUCGACAUCUCUCCCCUCUGCGGUCUCGCCUUCUUCUUCGCUCCCUUGUUUACCUUCCGCGUCUUCGUCUUCGUCUCCUUCGUAUUCUGAGCAGAGUCUCGCGGCAGGUGCGACGGUGGUUCCGAGUUCGCGGAGUUUGACAAUCAGCGUCAAUUGGGGCAUUCGACUGCAUGCAGAGAGGGAGGUAUUCGACCUGCUCAGACAGCUCGCUGGCGAAGCCCACAAACGGCUGCGAAUGCAUCGCCUGGUCGCCCCGCGCCUGGGAUUGAAGAUUUACCGCCGCCGAGAGGGCGUUCCGGUGGAGACAGAAAAGUUCCUCGGCGCAGGAGUCUGCGACGUCCUUUCGGGAUAUCGCCUCUGCUCGGAGCCUGUACCGGCGGGACUGGAGUCUCAAACUAUCCCUUCUGUCUCCCCACUGUCUCCGCUCGGGGGCCUGCAGGGGUCUGGACUCGUCGAAGCGGAGACAGAGGCGUCGGAGUCGAGAGAGAGAAGAAAAGAGAAAAAGAGCGAGAGCGAGCGGAAGGCGACAGCCGUCCAAAGCGAGGCCGACGUCUUUCGCGAACUCGCGGUUCUUUGGAUUUGUCACUUUCAAGGCGUGUGUCCGCCAGAGGAUCUGCGCGGCUUCAACGUUCUUCUCCUGAGUUUGAGGACCGAGAGUGAACAAGAAGAACUGGAGGCGGCAGAGCGCGCUCGCUCGCUUCAGCUUCGGCGUCAGCGAAACGUCAUGGACAACUUCCUUUCUCUCUGCUCCGCCUCGGCGUCGGCUUCGAGGCACCCUGGGGCGGAAAGGCCUGACGUCGUCGUCGUCUCGUCGCAGGACUCGAGCGAGGACGGCCUUGUCCCGACGCGCGCCGCAGCAGACAGCACUGCUAGCGCCGGGUCGGCAAACGAGCAACGAACGAGAAAGAAGGAGGAAGAGGAGGAAAAGCGCGGAAGGGAGAAGAUGCAUGCAGAGAGAGCAGCGAAGGAAGACGAAGAGAGCCGAGAGGAGGAAGCGAGGGAGCACCAGAAGGAGGGAAAGGAAGUCGAGAGCGGUGCAGGGGAAACGGUCAAACAAUUUGGAGAAGAUGGAAAGCCGAAAGAGGUCGUAGUAGAAAUCGUCGAAAUCGAGAGUCAGACGAGUAUGGCAAGCGGGGCAGAAGGCGAGGAAGGUCUGGGCGAGGGGAGGAAUUCCGUGGAAGAAGCAGACACAGUGGAAGGUGACGCGUAUCUGGAGGGGAGCAAAAGAAAAGCGAGGGCACUCGAACGACUGUCGCCAUCUAGACAGAGUGCAUCUUUUCUCUGUGAAGGACCGCACCCAAAGUCCCUUUUUCCAGAGCCCACAAUUCUGUCACCUCUAACUCGACGAAUCACGGUCGUCUCCUCCCCCAUCUUUGCGCCUCCCCCUGUUCCUUCCUCUUCUGCUUCCUUCUCCUUCUCCUCCUCGUCAUCGUCAUCGUCUUUCUCUUCUUCGCCAUCACCUUCUUCCACUUCUUCCUUUUCCUCAUCAUCUUCUUCCGCUUCCUUGUCUUCUUCUCGUUCCUCUUUGCCAGCUGCUCGGUCGUCUCCGUUUGCAUGUGAGGUGCAGAGUCCGCCCUUCGAAAAGUCGCCUUUCGCUUCUCAGGCGUUGGCCGUCUGCCCAGGGAAGUCGCCUUUCGCUGCAACGCCCCGCUGCGACGAACGUGGACGAAGGCGGACCUCGAGACCGGGGAGAGAGGCUACGCGGCCAGUAGGUGACAGGCAAAAACGCAUUUCUGCAUCUACGUCUCUAGACGCUUUCCUCGCUUCCCGACGUCUCAGCUCCUCUCCGCCAGGUACACCGCAGCCGCGCCGGCAUUCACCAGGCCGCGGCACAGGCUCGAGUGUAUCGACGCCGUCGCUGCGGCGCGUCUCGACUCCCGCGACGCCGGCGACGGUGGUGCUGUCUCCUCUGAGCACUCGUCGUGGAGACUCAGGUCGGUCUGGACGGAGUUCACUGGAUGCUGCGGAGUUUAACGAAGGGAAGCGAACUGCACACAGCAGCCUCCUUUCCUUCGACAAGGAAGAAAAGGGCAAGAGGGCACUAGCCAAGAGCCCUGUCUCUGCAGGCCGCGACGCGAGACGGAAAAGAGAAGGGCCGCGAGGGCGACCAGACGGGAAGCAGCAGCUGCUCCUCCCGCUGCUGGCGGAACAGAGAGAGUGCAGACGGGAGAGGACAAAUAGGCGUUCUUCCGGCUUUAGAGAAGUUGUUUCUCUCCUGAAUGACGAUGAGCCCUGGGAGAGGGGCAGACCCGCCGAGACUACGCCCAGAGGCUCGCCUCACACGACCGGAGGCGCCGCGGCUGGAACUCAAGGCGGCAGAGACACGCGUCUUUGGAGCCCAACUAGCGCCGGACACCGCGGAGGGGAAGGAGAAGGCCCUUUGAUGUUGUGGGGCCGAGUGGAGAGCGAGGGCGCGGAAGAGAGCCCUGAGACCGGAGAGGGGGAGACUGAGAGAGGGCAGAAUGAGGAGACUCACGCAACGAACAAGUCCUCAGGCGUCGCCAGUUUGGAGGCACCAGCGUCGUUCGCGCAGGAGGGCGACGGAGGGCGGAGAGAAGAAGCAAGCCAAGCAAACAGCGGGACGUCUUCCCCGUCGAAUCAGGUUCUCCUUCCUCGCGGCGUCACGGCGCAUGCAGCGGAAGUCCGAGAAAAGAGGGAGCGAGAGGCAGAGUGAGGCGGCCUCGUUUUUCGCGCGUUCGUCGGCGGUCGCUGCGAGCCUUGGAAGACUUGUGGAGAGAGAACGAAGUGCUGCAAAAAGUUUGUGGUUGCUCGGGCGAGGGAAAGCUCCUGCUGUCUCGCGUCGCCGGGAAGGUCCUCGUUCUGGGGUUCCUCACGGCUGGACAGUGGGCAGCCGCUGCAUGCGCGACAGACGGCGAACUCAGGACCUUCGAAAAGGAACCGAAUCCGCUCGCGCAAGCGGAAGGCGAAACGUCAAGACAGAGGUCGAGAGAGAGAUUCCGCGACGCGGUCGAGGGAGAAAGCCUGGCGGAAGCAGCAGACGCAAAGGACAGGAACGGAAGAAAGCAAGAGAAAACGGGCGCACUGGACAAGUCGUCUGUCGGCCGCAUUGACGCGUCCGUCGAGCCUCUCGCCAGUCCAACGUCUUCUUCUGCAAGUGACGUUCAGUGGCGCGCGGAGUUCCUGCGGGGGUUUCAGAGAGGCCUGGAGGAGGCUCAAGCCUUUUGCGUCUCCAGAGCAAGUCUCGUGCAGUUCCAAGAAGCGCCGUCGCGUAUGCCUCCCUCACUCGCCUUCCUCUCGCGCGCGGUGUACAGACGGGCGACUCGAGGCGCCGCUCUCGCUCUCGCGGCCAGAGAGGCGGCGCAGCAGAUGGCGGCGGUGGAAGAGCAGUGGACUCACACCCGAGAGGGGAGAAGAAGAGGCCUGGCGGGAGGCGGACAGCCUCUCUGGGGUGCCGAAGCAAGGACAGGAGCAGCGGCGAAGAACGGAGAAGGAGAAGACGAAGCAAGUGAUACGAGGGUCGGAGGAGAGAACAGAGAAGAGACAGAUGAAGCGAAGAGAGUCGUCAAGGGGCGACGAAGAAGCUUCAAGGCAGAAGCGCAGAAAACCAGCCGCGCGCCCAACCGCCGAGGCAAGGCAAGAAAACAAGACGGAUUUUCUGAAAAAAAAGAGGCAGGAGAGCAAGGAGAAGAGGAAGAACAAGACGAAGAAGACGAAGAGGACGAGCAAGACGAAGAGGAAGAAGAAAGAGAACGGCUGGAGUGGGCUCUAAGCCGCGAGUUGCUUGCCUUCCUGGGCGGCACAGAAACGCUGGGGGAUCCCGGGAGUGGAGAGGGUGGGGCAAGAAUAGAGAGAAGUCGCCAUAAGACCAAUAGCUUUCAACAGAGUCGCUCCGGCGAGGAACGCAUGCAUCUCUUUCACGAGUCUGCAGGCUGCACGACGCCCGAAGAAGCCGAAGGCAAGACAGCAGAAGAAAGGGAAGAAGGAGAGAAUCACAACGGGGGGAAGGAUCAUCGGGAGGAAAAGGAAAGCGAAGCUGAAGAGGGAAGGAAGAGAGAAAGAAGAAACGAAGAGCCAGAAUCGCCAGGUGAGGAGAGGGCGCGUGAGCUGUUGGGCCUGACAAAGGUUUUGCCGCCUCGUGUCGCCCUUUCCUUUAACUUUAGCAUGUUCCGAUUCUUGUCCCAAUCUCGAGUCUGGUGACCCCUUUUCUCAGCAAAUUCCUUCCGUAGAUAGCCCCAACAGUCAAGCACCUUCCGCAAUUUUACAGCUAAGUGAUGCUUUCUUUGGCUGGAGAGUCGUUUUUCAGCUUGGCCACCAAUUCAAAGAGUUUCAUCCCACCCUGAACCUUUCCUUCUCUGCGACUCGCGUCCAUCAGCCGUCGUGAUCGUCUGGCGUUCUCGCCCGCCGGCGCCUGUUGUGGGCAUGAACAACAGUUAUUUUGGCUCAGGAAAAAACCAAGGUUUUCCUCCUCAUUUUUCCAUUUGUUUUCUCUCUGUCGAGCCGAGUGCAUGAGUGCAUCCGCUUGCAUCCUGCCGAGGUGCCUGCGGCAUGCGCGCUGCCUGGUGACGGCCUCAGGCUUUUUCUCAGGGUCAACUGGGAGAUGUUUCUUGACUGACUGUGAGGAAAGGAAGUCUACAGUCUCCCUGCAUAUAUGAGUGUGCCGCAUGCAGCUUCGCCCUUCCGUUCGCUCCCACUCCUGGCUUCUGCAUGCAGAGACAGUGCCUGUACGCUUCUCAAAUGAGUAACUCAACUUUUCUUCUUUUCAAGCUCUCGAGA